Talaromyces rugulosus is the source of this 477-nucleotide messenger RNA. RefSeq lists its product as uncharacterized. The coding region runs from base 1 to 477 and encodes 158 amino acids. Lineage: Eukaryota; Fungi; Ascomycota; Eurotiomycetes; Eurotiales; Trichocomaceae. The record is from RefSeq and is a predicted model, not a curated record. The transcript has a single exon.
AUGAGUGCAAAACAUCCACUCCGCGUGCUUGCCAUUGUGUCAGACAAGAGUCAGACAUGGGAACAGUCGCCAGAGGAGAUUAUCCCGUUUACUCUCCGGGUUAUUGCCGAAAACAAUCUCUGCGAUGUAACUGAAAUAUCCGUAUCCGACACAACCCUCUUAGCGAUACAAUAUUAUCGUACUCGCAAGAUGUUUAUUUUCGAUAUUUUAAAUGAACAUUAUGAUGCCGCGAAAGGGCAUCGACCAGAAGACAAUGAACUUCCUGUUGUUGUGAUCCACCUGAGUAAUAGAAAUAUUGCUUCCCAGCCUCACCCUGAAGAAUGCGCAAGAAUCAACGAGACUGUCAGAUAUCUCCAUGAUGCAAAUGGUUUUGGGUCCACCCCGCCUUUCGUUGAAGAUCACACUUCGGGAACUCCACCCAACUACCCAAACCCACGAAGUCUAACUCGCAGUGUGCCCCCCCAGAAAGCGCUGUGA